AUGGUGUCCCCAGCAUUGGCACUGGCCUUCCUGCCCUUUGUGGCCACACUGCUCAUCCGCUACCGGCACUACUUUCUGCUCUUCUACCGGGCAGUCCUGGUGCGGCACCUGCGGGACUUCCUGACCGGCAUCCCCCGAGAGGAGCGUGCCUUCCAGUACCUGCUGACCCACGCCAUUCCCGGGGACCCCCAGCACAUCCUGGAGACCUUCGACCAGUGGAGCGCCCACUGCGAGUACCUCAGCAACCUGGGCCCACAGAAAGCCAAGAUCCUGGAGCGGCUGAUCUACGAAAAGGCUCCGCUGACCGUCCUGGAGCUGGGCACCUAUUGUGGCUACGGUACUGUGGUCACUGCGCAGGCAUUGCCGUUGGGCGCCCGAAUCUACACUGUGGAGAUGGACAGCCGCAAGGCCGCCGUGGCCGAGAAGGUCAUCCGCCUGGCUGGCUUCGAUGAUGACACGGUGGAGCUGAUUGUGGGCUCCUCGGAGGAGGUCAUCCCGCAGCUGAAGGAGAAGCAUGGCUUGUUCCGUGUGGACCUGGUCUUCAUGGACCACUGGAAGCGCUGCUACCUGCGCGACCUGCAGCUGCUGGAAGCCCACGGCCUUCUCCCCGAAGGGGCCACCGUCCUGGCCGACAACGUCAUCUUCCCGGGGGCCCCGCACUUCCUGCAAUACGUCAAGGCUUGCGGAAAGUACAAGUGGAGGGUGCACCGGACCAGCCUCCAGUACUUCCGGGCCAUUCCCGACGGGAUGGCGCAGCUCACCUACACUGGGGAAGAGUGA
Anolis sagrei ordinatus is the source of this 780-nucleotide messenger RNA. RefSeq names its product transmembrane O-methyltransferase (gene TOMT). Gene Ontology annotation, biological process: developmental process; catecholamine catabolic process; dopamine metabolic process. Gene Ontology annotation, molecular function: catechol O-methyltransferase activity. NCBI's taxonomy places the organism in Eukaryota, Metazoa, Chordata, Lepidosauria, Squamata, Anolidae. The record is from RefSeq and is a predicted model, not a curated record.